CGGGUCACCAGGCAUCAGGUCAUUUGGCUCGACCGCGGGCACCGCGUCAUCUGGCAAGGCAGUGGGCUCCGAGUCAACUGGUAUGACCGCGGGCACUGGGUCAGACAUUGGAUCGUCUGACUGGACAGCGGGCAUCGGGUCACCAGGCAUCAGGUCAUUUGGCUCGACAGCGGGCACCGCGUCAUCUGGCAAGGCAGUGGUCUCCGAGUCAACAGGCACGACAGUGGGCACCGGGUCAUCAGGUACCGGAUUGUCUGGCUCGACAGCGGGCAUCGGGUCAUCAGGCAUCAGGUCAUUUGGCUUGCCAGCGGGCACCGCAUCAUCUGGCAAGGCAGUGGGCACCGAGUCACCAGGUACGACAGCGGGCUCUGAGUCAAUUGGCACGACAGCGGGCACCGGAUCAGGUACCGGAUCAUCUGGAUCAACAGCGGGCAUAGAGUCAACUGGC
Staurois parvus is the source of this 448-nucleotide messenger RNA. NCBI's taxonomy places the organism in Eukaryota, Metazoa, Chordata, Amphibia, Anura, Ranidae. The record is from the annotation of a GenBank genome assembly.